Molecule: messenger RNA, 4484 nt
Organism: Maniola jurtina (meadow brown)
Lineage: Eukaryota; Metazoa; Arthropoda; Insecta; Lepidoptera; Nymphalidae
Gene: CYP6AN2
Product: cytochrome P450 6B6-like
Exons: 4
Coding region: 48-1901 (617 amino acids)
Molecular function (GO): iron ion binding; heme binding; monooxygenase activity
Source: RefSeq, a predicted model, not a curated record
AGUAGGUACCUAACAAUCAGUUGUGGCCCUUAUUCCAUCGUGAAAAGAUGAUUCUACUUAUCUCAAUAAUUCUAUUUGUGACCAUAUAUUUUUAUAUUAACUCAAGUCGAAAUUACUGGGCUAAGAGAAAUGUAAAACACGAAAUGCCGAUACCAUUGUUCGGGAAUCACUUGGCGAAUUUCUUCGGACUUAAGAGUAUGGGUUGCAUAGCUUCCGACCUGUAUGAUAAAUAUCCCAAUGAAAAAGUUGUGGGAUACUUUCGCGGACCAACGCCCGAGUUAAUUAUUAGGGAUCCAGAGAUAGCAAGACAUAUCUUAAACUUGGACUUCGGACAUUUUUAUCCUCGUGGCUUGGCAAGGAACGAGAAGAAAGAAUUUCUGGUGAAGAACCUCUUCCAUGCUGAUGGUGACUCGUGGAAACUUCUACGGCAAAGAAUAACCCCAGCGUUCACAACAGCAAAACUGAAAGCUAUGUUUCCCUUAAUCAUUACAUGCGCGGAAAAGCUUCAACGAUUAGGUGAAGGAAUAGUGUACAAGGGAGGAGAAUGUGAUAUACGUGAGCUGAUGGCUCGGUUUUCUACUGAGUUUAUCGGCGCUUGCGGCUUUGGUAUUGAAAUGGAUGCAAUCAAUAAUGAAAACUCUGUAUUCAGACGAUUAGGCAAGAGAAUGUUUGACCGUUCAUUAAAAGAAAUGUUUUUGGCGGGCUUAUGGGACAUAUUUCCAGCGCUCAGAAAAACACUUCGCUUAGUUGACAAGAAAGUAGAGAAAGCGCUAGCUGAUAUAAGCAUAAACAUUUUUGAGCAACGAAAUUACAAGCCAUCGGGACGGAACGAUUUUGUCGACUUGCUUCUAGAACUGGCAGCAAAUGGAAAAAUAGUUGGAGAUUCUAUUGAGCACAGAAACCCGGAUGGAUCACCCAAGGAAGCUGAAAUGGAGAUGGAUCUCCAGUGUUUGGUGGCACAGGUAUUCGUAUUUUUUGCAGCCGGUUUUGAAACAUCCUCAUCGGCCACGAGUUAUACCUUACAUGAACUUGCUUUUAAUUCAGAAGUUCAAAAUGAAAUACAGAAUGAAAUCGACCAGGUGCUCUCAAGGUACGACAAUAAACUGUGCUAUGAUGCUAUAGCAGAAAUGAGCCUCUUAGAUAUGGCACUCAAAGAGUCCUUAAGAAUAUUUCCUGCAUUAGCGAUCCUACAAAGAGUUUGUGCAAGCAAAUAUACAAUUCCUCAACUUGACAUCACUCUGGACCCUGGGGUGAAAAUCAUUAUUCCUGUUCAAGCGAUACAAAAUGAUGAACAAUACUUUCCAAAUCCCAGUGAAUUCAGACCCGAAAGAUUCACCGCUAAAGAAGUAAAUGCACGACCAAAAUACGUUUACAUGCCAUUUGGUGAGGGUCCUCGAGCAUGUAUUGGCACUAGACUCGGCCAAAUGCAGUCGCUAGCAGGACUCGCGGCCAUCUUGCACAAGUUCUCCGUGGAGCCUGCGGAGAAGACCCAAAGGAAACUGCGCCUGAACCAUCGCCUCAAUGUGGUGCAAGGCGUGUUAGGAGAGCAUCUUCAAAAGUUGGGCUUCCGUGUAGACCUGGUUCCUGUGGACUACACCAACUACUGCAUGCUGGAGAUGUGUGGCCAUGAAGUGUUUAGAUGCAACAUAAAAAACCUCUCCUUCAACACUCCGUCAGAGCGUGACCCGGUCUGCCGUCGUGCCAUCAACGCGGUCGUAGAAGCAAGCACCAAGUUCCUCAGAACCAGGAGCUAUCUGUGGUCCUGGGCGCUCAUAGACGACCAGAUAUUCAGGAGGAGCGAAUAUGCUCCGAAAGACUUCUGGCCUUUCGAUGUGGAGAAGAAUUUCGAUACGUGUCUCGAAUGUACGCAGUGUUGCGGGAUCAUUAAAAAAGCCACUUAAUUUUUAAGUGGACUAGCUGGGUAAAUUUUACUAAACAUAUUUUAUUAUAAACAGCAGAACCUACCUAGGUAUUUUAUUAAACAUAAAGAUUUCAUUCAAUACCUAUGCAGUUAAAAAAGUAUAUUUUAUUAUAAUUAAACUAGCUGAUGCCCGUGACUUCAUUCGCGUGGAUAUGGGGUUUUUAAAAAUCCCGUAGGAACUCUCUAAUUUUCCGGGAUAAAAAGUAGCCUAUGUCCUUUCUCGGGGUGUAUCCCAAGUUUAUGCCAAACAUUAAAAUCGGUUGAGUGGUUGGGCCGUGAAAACAGACCGACACAAUUUCGCAUUUAUAAAUUAUAGUAUGGAUGAUUACACUUACCUACUUACCUAUCUUAAUUAUAAAGAGAUUAUAAUGAAACUUUCUAAUUAAUUGCAACGCACCUAACAGCAAAACACUGGAAGGAAAAGAAAGUCUUAAAGGAAAUAUAAGUAAGAGAAACAACACUGAUUUUGGAUUUGUUAUAUUGAAACAAGUUACAAGACUCCCGAAUUCAGUCCGCUAACAACAAAUUCAUUACAUUAUAAUAUUUUAGACUCAGUCAAUAAAUCUUAGCAGUAUAAUCCGAUUUCGUAAUAGAAAUCGUAACAUAGCGCAUUGGAACACAAUUUAUUCGAUUCAUAUUCAGUUUUUUAAUUUAAAGUAUGUACAAGUACAUUAUACUUUAUUUUAUAAUAAAGCCAUGGGUAAUAUUCUUUUAAAAAAAGUAGUUUCGUAUGCAUAUUUUUGUUGUAAUUUUAUAAAUAAAAUCUUUCUUCGAACAUUUUGCCUCUUUACUGUGUACUAGUACAGAUAAUUAAAAAAAAAUAUAUCAUUACUUGUAGGUAUCUACAACUGUUUAUUUCAUUCAGAAUUCAAAUUAUGAUUUGGAUUGAAAUUGUUAUAAUUAAAAACGAAUUUUAAAAAACUUAAAUAAAUUCAGAUAAAAAUCUAAAAUAUUUUAAAUAAUCCUUCAAAAAUCAGUUUGUGUUAUAACGGUUUCGAUUUCUGUUAGAAUCAAAUAAAACUGCCAAGGUAUAACAUUGGUUUUAUAUUUCAUCUCUCUCUUCUACGUGGUGUCUCUUUUACAUAAGAAAGAGUCAACUAGCUUUAUAUUACAUACAUUUCAAUGUUCCCGGUACAAAUGGGGAGCCAUUUCUCAUAAAACCAUCCAACUAUUCAUGUAGGGUUUAUUCCAAACCAAUUUGUAUGAAAACACAAGAAGUUUAACCCUAUAAACUUAAACUUAUUCAUAUUUUGAAAACUUCAUUGGCUGGGCAGCGCGUAUUGUUGCCCGAGAGUGAGCGAGAUAGCGAACAAGAUUUUAUAUACAAUUUGCAAGUAAGAAGCUUGGAUUCUGUUAGGCGUCCCACGAUACCUCAUGAUUUUUUGAAAUAUUUUAGGCUUGGACCUCACUAGAGUUGCAUUCCCUUGUAAAAACUGAUCAAUUUAAAACAAAAACCAAAUAAAUUUUAAUCAAAUAGUUGUUAAAAUAAAUAAACAACUAUCAGACAUAUCACGUAAUAUUUAUCUUUGAUCAAUUUUGAGCACUUUGAUUCAUGUAAUUUACUAAAAUAUUAUCAGUAAAUCGCAAAUGAGACGUUUACUAAAAUAGCUUGAGAAAUAUUUUGCGUGUAUUCAUUGAUUCUAUCAAUCAUAACGAUUCGAUAGUGUUAUCAUUAUUGUUUUAAGAUAUCGGUAGUAUCUUAAAUAUUCGAUAUUAAAUACUUAAUAUGGAAGUAUCUACUAUGUUUAAUAUAGAAAUAUUUACUUUGCAAUAUCAUAAAGGGACGUCACAGCUUUGUUAAAAAAAAAUGUACAUGAUGAAAGCAAAUAACUAAAAAAAGUUUCUAUAAGCUUUCAAUACUUAGAUGAAAAGAUAUUAUUUUUUCACUCGCAACACUAGUACAGUAUGAUUGUACAUUAGAUCCAAGUGCCUUAGUAAAUUUUUUGUUCAUUUUGCAAUAUAAUAUAUUUAACAAAUUGAUUUGGAAUCACUUAUAAUUUAAUAUUCAAUUUACAAUCGAAUAUCGAUAGGCAUAAAUAAGAUUAAAAUUAACAGUAAUUAAAUACACCUAAAACCGAAAUAGUAUACAAUAAAAAAGGUCAUCUUAUUGCAUCAAUUACAUAUAUUUUAAUUGUAACUCGUGCCAAUAAAGAAACGAAUCGAAACGAAAUAGCGCUAAGCAUUGUCUCACUCACACUCUGUACACCGGUAUAGUGUGUAAAUGAGAGGGAAUUAUUUUGAUUUGUUUCUUUUUUUUUCUCUCGUCUAGCAUUUGUUUCUUUAUUAACACGAGUUAUAUAAGGACAAAUCUAGCUGAAACCCGCAUCUCUGAAAUAUUCGCAAAGGAGUAAGUGACUAAGUAAGGAAAAUGCGCGGGAACGUCUUGGUCGCCCAAAUAAGACGCUCUCCUAACAUUUCGUAUGACACGUUCAAAGGGAAUGCCGCUAACGUUUUUCAGCCCGCGGAUUUUCACUAGAUUUGUCCUUGGCCUUAAAAUUAUUCACGAUACUUGGCCUUUACAGACACGCCCUAGAAAUUGCUAAAGUAAUAAAAAAAUAAAAGC